Molecule: messenger RNA, 1669 nt
Organism: Sinocyclocheilus grahami
Lineage: Eukaryota; Metazoa; Chordata; Actinopteri; Cypriniformes; Cyprinidae
Gene: hsd11b1lb
Product: hydroxysteroid (11-beta) dehydrogenase 1-like b
Exons: 7
Coding region: 159-1016 (285 amino acids)
Cellular component (GO): intracellular membrane-bounded organelle
Molecular function (GO): oxidoreductase activity
Source: RefSeq, a predicted model, not a curated record
CGGUCAUUAUUAUCCAGCGCGCUGGAUCUCAGGGUCAGUCACGCUUUAUGGCUCUUUUCUGUAUCAGCAGUACACUCACAUGCAGUCAGAAGUGGCAUUUCUCAAUGCACUCGCACUGGAUUCACACCCUGAGCUUCUGAUCGAGGACAGCAGUGAAAAUGAAGGGGUAUUUGGGCUUUUUUCUGCUGAUCGCUGCCCUCACGGCCUACAUGUGGAGAGAUACGUUUGAUCCAGAGUCUGUUCGGGGGGCCCGAGUGCUGAUCACAGGGGCCAGUUCAGGGAUUGGGGAGCAGAUGGCCUACCAUUAUGCAAAGUUUGGAGCUCAGAUCGUCAUCACUGCCAGACGAGUAGAUGCUUUAAAAAAGGUGGUGCAGAAGUGUGUGAAACUGGGCGCUCAGAAGGCGAUGUAUGUGACCGGAGACAUGUCUGACCCCGCCGACCCCGAGAGAGUCUUCAAAUACGCUGUGGAAAAACUGGGUGGGCUGGACUUUCUAGUGUUGAAUCAUGUUGGAAACACCAAUGUUGAACUCUGGAAGGGAGACGCAGAUCACGUCAGGUCACUCAUGCAGGUGAAUUUUGUGAGUUAUGUGCAAAUGGCCGCAGCUGCUCUUCCUGUUCUGGAAACAUCUGGUGGAUCCAUCAUUGUAGUGUCUUCAGUGGCAGGUAAGCUGGCGAGUCCGUUUGUGGCUCCGUACACCUCUACCAAGUUUGCUAUGAACGGAUUCUUCGGAGCGCUGCAGAAUGAACUGGCAAUCAGGAAGAGCAACGUGUCUGUUUCCAUCUUGAUCCUCGGACUGAUAGACACAGAAUCAGCCAUGAAUAAGAUCAGAGGAUUCACCACGAUGACCGCCUAUCCCGCCAGUGAAGCCGCUCUGAGCAUCAUCAAAGCCGGGGCGACCCGUCAGAAAGAGGCCUACUACCCCUGGUUCCACUACUUCACCUGCCUGAUCAAUAACAUCUUCCCCUUCAUGAAGGACAUUCUGCUAUCAAGCCUCAGCGCGGAGAAUAUGGACUAAAACAUCAGCAGAGUUCAGACAUUAAAGCAACUGUAUGUAAGGCUUUUACCUUGAAAUCGAAGUUUCAAAAUCAUUCUGUCUGUUCUGAGAUUGUGUAAGUUGGUUGACAAGAUCCGAAAUUCUGCUAAAAGGGCUGAUCGCUUUACACAGCAACAAAUGCAUGUGUACAGCUAUCCGCUGGAUUAGGACAGCGAUAUAUUUACCAGACUGAAUUCCACUCACUUAACGGUAGGAAGCGCCAAAGUCACAAAAAUCCAUAAAACUACAUUCAGUUGCUUUUACAAACAGGAUUUUCAUUAUUUCCUAAGAACAUAUGCAUUGUGAUGAAUGAAUGUUUUAUGUGCACUUGAGGCAAUUUUUGCAUUUUAGAAAUUAAAAGGCAGCAGGUCACUGUGAUAUUUCAUUUAUUAAUUUAAAUAUUAUAUUAUACCCCAUUAUAAAGCCACAUGUGUAAGACAAGCCAUCACAACAUUGUAAAUAUUACAAACACACAAUCAAUUCAUUAUACUUAUUAGUCACAGAACAAAUAACAUUCAACACAAGAUGGACAAAAUGCUAUUAAUCACACUUAAGGAAUUAUUUAUUGCUUAAGAAUUCUAUAAGGAGGACAUUUAAGAGCUAGUGCUUAAUUAUUAAAAUGCUUGUGUAUUUAU